Messenger RNA from Oncorhynchus nerka (sockeye salmon), 2070 nucleotides. Its product is annotated as protein Wnt-9b-like. The transcript is spliced from 3 exons. Bases 333 to 953 code for a protein of 206 amino acids. Gene Ontology annotation, molecular function: cytokine activity; frizzled binding. Lineage: Eukaryota; Metazoa; Chordata; Actinopteri; Salmoniformes; Salmonidae. The record is from RefSeq and is a predicted model, not a curated record. Gene Ontology annotation, biological process: cell fate commitment; multicellular organism development; canonical Wnt signaling pathway. Gene Ontology annotation, cellular component: extracellular region.
UCAGUGGGUAGAAUGAAAAUGCACCAGCAAGUUUGAAUAUGAGGCACAGUAAUGACAAAACUCAGACGAAUGCUCAUCACAGCCAGGUAGAUUUGCUACCUGUCACUUCCAUCUAAGUGGGGGGCGUUUCCAUGGUUGGGGCGGGACGACAAGGGAGUCCAAUGGGCGUGUGGCACGAUGAUGCGCUCCCCAGAGGCCUUGCCUCCCUUGGGACCGCGCCUGCCGCAGUGGACCGAAGUUUGUGUGGGCCACUUAGGAGGUGAGCCUGCCAGACGGCACAGACUUUCCCAGUGCAGAAUCAGCGAGAUGAAGAGCAGCGUCGACCCGUCAUCAUGUGCUCUAGGCUCCCAAGGACCGCCUGCCUACUGCGACUCAUUGAGCUCUGCAUCCUCCUCUCGCACACUGCAGCAUAUUUUGGGCUGACAGGCCGAGAGCCCUUGGUCUUUUUGCCUGCCCCGUUCUCCAAUGAACCCCCAACGGGAAAAGCUCACCUAAAACAAUGCGAGCAGAUGACACUGGCCCGUAGGCAGAAACGACUGUGUCGCCGCGAGCCGGGUUUGGCGGAGACGCUGCGUGAAUCAGUGCGCCUCAGCCUCUUGGAGUGCCGCUAUCAAUUCCGGAACGAGCGCUGGAACUGUAGCUUGGACGGCCGCGGGAGUCUUCUGAAAAGAGGCUUCAAGGAGACGGCCUUUCUUCUUGCGGUGUCUUCAGCGGCAUUGUCCCACGCACUAGCAAAAGCUUGCAGCUCAGGCCGAAUGGAGAGGUGCACGUGCGAUGACUCCCCAGGAAUACAGCAUCGCGAGGCAUGGCAGUGGGGGGUCUGCGGUGACAACUUGAAAUACAGCACCAAAUUUCUCAAGAAGUUCUUGGGCCAGAAGAGGGUCAGCAAAGACCUGAGGGCGCAGAUCGACUCCCACAACAUUAACGUUGGAAUCCGGGUGAGUGAGUGUUGACAUGUGCAUAAGCUCAAGCAAAACAACAAGAAGCCCAUUAAGCAUUUGUGAGUGACACUAUUGUGGCAUAAGUUAAUUUUUUCAUAAGAGAAAGGUGUAAGCCUAUGCCAGUAGUGAGUAGUUUCCUCCCAAGCAUCAUAAACAUAUCAGCCAAUAACAACUCACUUUUAGACCUACCAGCAGAAGACAACCCCAACACUGCUUACCAUACAACGCACUCUUCAAACAGAGGCAGCAGGGACUGUGUGACUUUACCAGGUCUUGCACUGAGUCCUUGCCCAUAUAUCUCAUCCAGUGCCAGUAGUCCACUCCCCCUGCAUGGUGUCUCCCUUCCUGUAGCCCUGGUGGAUAGAUAGCUACUGGGCCUGGGCUGGUUGAGGCUGAGGGAGGCAGCAAGUACCAGGGAUAGGAGAGGAGGCUGUCAGAUCCCUGUAGCCAGGUGUUCCAAGGCAGGCAUGAUAAAGCUUGCUGUGCGGGCCCACAGAAAAUUAAAGGUUUCCCGUCAGAGAGAACAAUUAUAACUGUUGCCUCUUUUAAUAUACGAGCAAGCAUUUUUUCCACUUACUGUAUGGCGCUGAACUAUGCUCUUCUCCAUAAAUCCACAAUGUUCAUACGUUAACACUAUGUGUGUAUUUCUGUGUGUAGCUUAGACACAGCCAGCCCCAAGGCUCUUCCCCUUUACCUUUCAAACUGAGGCAGCAGGCCCUUCAGAGGGAGAGAGGGAGAGAUAAAAACAACAGGAUGAACUGAAGUAGUCUAUCUUAUCUUAUCUUUAUUGAGUGUGGUGUUUUCCUCACCUUCCACCUAUCCAGCUCAGUAGAGACCCGGAGGUGGUUGUUUUUUCACAACACCCCCCUCUAACCCUCAUCCCUCAGUAAUGUUCUGAGAUGCCCCUGAGGGGUUCAUACCUGUGUAGGGCGGAACUCGGCAGAACUCUUCAACCCUGAAGUAGCCCCUGGGUCUCCCCCUCCCCGUAAGGAUGACCCCCAUGCCGCAUGACCUGUCUCUGGCCCCCACCCAGUUAGAGUCUCUCUGGCUGAGUGCCUCAGCGCUGGUACCCCCACCCCACCACCACCAAGCUCAGUGAACUUUUGAACGAAGGCAGGACACCAUCCUU